Vitrella brassicaformis is the source of this 2947-nucleotide messenger RNA. The record is from the annotation of a GenBank genome assembly. Lineage: Eukaryota; Vitrellaceae.
ACGAACACAUGUUAUACAGAUGCGGCGUCAACAAGUCAGUCCUUCGCUCAACCGUACCGUCAGCUGCUCUGGUCGUCUAUUGCAUACCAACUGAGUACUACGAAAAAGCCGCUCGCACCAGCUGGGUGCGUCUAUAGCGGCCGGGAAAAACGAAGCCACCCAUCCACUCAUCCAUAGCACUGUACAAUGACCAGCAAUGAGGAGCCAGCACCAUGCGCCACCAGUCUGUCUGCCUCUGUGUGCCCGUUGCACGGAAAAAGACCCCCUUGUGAGCCAUGUGUGGUAUGUAUGACGCAAUGUGAAGCGCUACUGACUCAACCGCAGGAAGGCAGAGGGAGGGAGGGAGGGAGGGACAGAGCACACAGUACAAGUACAAUUACAAAUACACAUCUAUACAUACAUACACGGUACAUGUGCAUGCAUAUGUUACGGAUGCAUACACACACACACAUACGUGAGCUGUCUGUCUGUCUGCCGCUCGUUCAUGAGGACGGCGGUGGCGGGGCGAGGGCGGGGUGGGCGGCCGGGAAGGAUGUGUACGAGGAUGCACCCGUCGCAGCAGGCAUUCUCUGACGAUAUCGAAUCAGCUGAACCUGAGGACCGACAAUCGCCAUAACCAGCGGAGGUCGGCUUAUGCCUGUCUGUCUGUCUGGACACAGCACAGCCACGCACCUUCUUCAUGGGCCCUCCCUGCACAGGGUCGAAUCUCGCCUUGAGGUAUGUGCCGUCGGCACAUAAGACUGCAUUGCAGGCAAUACCAGACACACAGAGAGAGGUCUCAUGCAGCCACCGCCACACCUGUCGCUCAUGUGCAUCCAUCGUGCGGGCGCAGCCCCUACCGAUGACUGAGUUGCGGUCGGCCCCAAAUCCGCACACACAACGGCCGUCAGGCACUCUGACCCACCACACACACAGAAUAAUGAGAGGCUCCCUGUCUGUGCCAUUACUUCGUCAAGUCUGGCUCACUUACUUUAGCUGUGCAAAACUCCACUCGCUGGCAAAGUAUGGCGUUGCCCAGGACAGGAAACGGAAGCUGGACCUGGGAUUUGACGGCGACCCCCUGACACACACACAACACAGCCAUCCAUCCAGUCAUUCAUCCAUCCAUCCAUCAUGCGGUUCAUAUCACAUACUGUGAGCCUUGUGACGGCGACUCUCCAGCAGCGUGGGCAUAGGGCCCCCUGGCAGACGCGGGGGUCGUCUGCGAGAUGUCCUCAGCGCCGAUAAGGCCCGAGGGAGGGGCCAACCGGGGCAGGGGGGAGAGGGGGAGGGAUGCCGCGUCCGCAGGAAGGGCAAACGCGUGCACCGUGCCCUUGUCGGACGCAACCAGCAGCCUGGCACAGCACAACAAGUCGGUUGUCAGCGAGUGAGUGGUUGGUUUGGUAUCUAUCUAUCGUGUGGUCGUGUGGUUGUGUGAUUGUGUUGCUCAGCACACCAUGGUGCGGAUGGGUGGAAGGCGAUAGAGUAGAUGUCGGCCUGGUCGGCGCCCCGCCGCAGCUCCCGCAGCUGCUGACCGCUGUGGGGAGUGAAUAGACGGAUUAUCGUACCCUGACAGACACAAACACAAGUGGGGGGGAGGGGGAGGGCGAGGGCGAGAAAGAUUCGUAUGUAAGCGUUGUCGGCCCCUUUGCACCUUCUGUACCUUCUGUGAGGCCGUAGCGAGCAGCGUGGCAUCGCUGUUGAGGGCCACACAAGCCAGGGGGGUCUCGUGGGCAGCUGGGAGAGACGACGGACGGAUCAAGGAACAAAACAGCGUGUGGUGUCUGUCGAUGCUCAUAGAUCUGUCUGUGCGUACCAACCAACCUAUGAUAGCGACCGAGUUGGUGUGCCUCACAUGCGUCACGUCGUGCUGCUGCCGGUCGGUCAUCUCAGGCGACUCCUUCUCCUUCCCCUUCCCCUGUGCCGCUGGGCCCUCACUCCCGAACGCCUGGCUGUAGAAGACCACCAAAACACGGCCCCGCUGCAGCCCGGGACACGCCAGAACGAUUCGCGAGUCGGAUGGGCUGCUCGCCACGUCCAUCAGACCUGCGACAAGACAGACGAGAAUGAGUGCGUGAGUAAGCGCUUGUGUGGUGGGAAUGUGCCGCCCACGUGGCGCCUGGCUGACCUCUUGGGUUUUGGAUGGUGUCGACGGCCUCGAUAAGCUGGAGGUCCCGGAAACGGUAGACAAACACCUUCCUCUCCAACGCCACCACCACACUAAACCAACACAACACAGCACCAAACCACAUCAACACAACACACCCACAACAUGCGACUUCCUCCCUCAGCGCGUCCUGUAUUACACUUCAUUGAGCAGCUUGACGUUUCUGACGGUACUGGAGAAGGUCAGCUCCGCAAUGCACCGGCCCAGCCGGUCGUCCCACAGCAUCACUUGGGUGGGCGGCCAUCUCGGUGUCGGGCCGCCGCCGACGAGCGCGAGCAUGUUGCUGCGGUAGAGCAUGGCGACGAUGGCGAUGCCGGCGGAGUCCGGGCUGAAUCCGCCCGCGCUGUCGUGCAGAGUGCACUUGUGGUUGUCGGUCGCGAAGUCUGAAGGAGAGCGAUAAUGGGCGGGCGAUUCGAUGAGUGUGUUCAUUCCUGUUGUGUGUUGUGUUUGAUGAUACCUACCUCGCUUGAACAUCUCUUUGAACGGAUCCUGAGGACAAUACACACACAUUGUGACGCACACAAGAGAGGCAGACGAUUCAUGGUGUGUCCGUUCCUCUGCUUCCUGCGGCUGCCGUCCGUCCUCCCUCCCUCCCUCCCUCCCCCUCCCCUCACUCACCGUGUUGAAGACCUGGAAGCCCGUCGUGGUGCCGCAGGCGAAGCAUGAGUAAUCCUGGUUGAAUGAUGGCAGGACGUCAUCUGUUGGGUAGCUGGACUCGCCACUCAUCAUGGUGUCCUAAGGGCUUUUCCGUGAGGAAAGGGGUCGCGCGACACUACACGCGCAAAGGAGAAACCCUGCUCG